This is a messenger RNA of Cuscuta europaea, 1661 nucleotides long. Lineage: Eukaryota; Viridiplantae; Streptophyta; Magnoliopsida; Solanales; Convolvulaceae. The record is from the annotation of a GenBank genome assembly.
GUAUUGGCUCACAAGUAUGCAAUAUUGUUUUUAUUAUUUCAUUACAGGAGUUAGUAGCUAUGGAAAGAUCAAACAAUUAACCUUGAUUAAUUGAUUAUUAAUCAUUUUGAGACUUGAUACAUAAGUUGAAAUGAAAACAAUGAUCAAUGAAAACUGGGUGGAGGAGGAAAAACCACUAAGAAGGAGCUUGGUGUUCACAUAUGGAGUAGGCCACAUGCUGAAUGACAUUACACAAUCAUGUUGGUAUACAUAUCUCUUGCUCUAUUUGACAGAUAUUGGGUUGCCCCCAAGUAGUGCAGCUAUUGUCACACUUAUCGGUCAAUUCGCUGAUGCAUUCACAACCAUCAUCGUUGGUCAAUUGAUAGAUAGAUACGGGCAUUUCAAGAGAUGGCAUGGCAUUGGGUGCAUAAUGGUUGCUUUCUCAUUUAUUUCACUUUUUAGUGGCCUUUGCAUCCCGUGCAAAAUUGGGGGUUCAUAUUCUCAAAUGACACAAACAGUUUGGUAUUGCAUAUCUGCUGUUAUCUACUGUAGCGGAUGGUCUUGUACUCAGAUAUCACACAUGUCAAUGGUGAAUUGCAUUACACUCAAUGAAUCGAGCAGGAUAGCAUGUGUUAGCUGUCGCAACGCAUUUACAAUGAUUGCAAGCCUCAUCUUUUAUGCAAUCACAUUUUUCAUUUUCAAUGGCACUAUACCUGGGCUACAAGACAUUAAAGUUCAGUAUCGCUGGAUGUCAUAUAUAUCAAUUUUCAUCGGCGCUGUCUUUGUGAUCAUCUUUCAUCUUGGAAUUAAGGAGCCGAGUAAUAAGAAUGAUGGUUGUGCAAAAACUCGCGUAAACACACCAUGGACUUAUUGGUUGAAGAAAGUUUCUUAUUAUCAAGUUUCUAGUGUUUACGUGCUCACUCGAGUUGUUACCAAUGUAUCACAGUCAUUUCUUGCGGUGUACGUCAUCAAUGAUUUACGGAUGAGCCAAUCUUCAAAGUCACUGGUUCCUGCCCUCAUUUAUCUCUGCAGCUUCAUUACCUCUGUCCUUCUACAGGAGCUUGCCUGGAGCAACAAAAAGUUAAAAACCUUGUUCUCUAGCGGUGGCUUACUCUGGUUAUUAUGUGGUGCAGCAGUAAUGUGGCUUCCAAUAAACUUAAAUCUAUUUAUGUACGCCCUAUCAGUUCUGAUAGGAAUUGCAAAUUCCAUGAUGAUGGUGACUUCAACUGGCAUGGAGAGUGCUCUAGUAGAUAAACACCUUGAUGGCUCAACAUUCGUAUACGGAUCAAUGGGCUUCAUUGACAAAGUACUGUGUGGAAUAGCACUGUACUUUCUUGAAUCAUUUGAGAAUGUUGAUCCAGUACCAUGUAAUCCAAAACAUGCAUGUUUCUCCGUAACCCGAUUUUCACUGGGGUUCAUCCCGGGAGUAGCAGCACUUCUUGGAGUUAUAGUUUCAUUCAUGAUGGACUUGCGGACCUCCCAUUCAUAUCAUUUAGAAGAACCUUUACUGGAAUAGAAUAAAUCCAGCUUGGGAUUUCUACCUGCAGUGCAGUAGUGUGAUAGCCAAGAUCUUAAUAAUUGCUCAAAAACAUUUUGUGACAUUAUAAUUGGAGUUUUUUUUUUGCAAGAAAAGAAGAAGCUAAACUACUCAUAAUAAGACGGAGUAUUGUGGACACAAAUUA